Melanaphis sacchari is the source of this 1383-nucleotide messenger RNA. RefSeq lists its product as uncharacterized. The record is from RefSeq and is a predicted model, not a curated record. The transcript is spliced from 9 exons. Lineage: Eukaryota; Metazoa; Arthropoda; Insecta; Hemiptera; Aphididae. The coding region runs from base 290 to 1351 and encodes 353 amino acids.
UUAAUGUUAUUUUUAUCGUGCCCGUCGAGUCGCGUUUUUCGGUGUGCUCGGUCGAACACUAGACAACGGCAGCUAGUUUCAGUUUGACACCCGCGCGAUCAGCAACCACUCCAAGUCGCCAGGACGAUACAUUAUUUAAAACUGAUAUAUUUUGAAUAGAAUCAUAUCUCCGUCCAUUUUUCACGUAUGAGUUAACCUAAUACCGUGUCCAAAACCCUUUUUACGUCGGUACGUAAUACAUUGUUUAACAAAGUUAAAAAAAUCGUUACUUUUCGUCAAGCCCGCCAUUAUGAAGCGAUCCUACACUAUAAUCUUGAUGGCCUCGAUGUCCUUAAUAACAACCGAAGCUGCUCACAUGAUAUACGCGCAAAACUGUGGUAAAGAAGAAUACAACCGAUGCAUUGCUCUAGCUGAUCCGUUGGUGAGAGAUCCGCACUUCAUCUAUCCGGGAAAUCUAAAAGACAUCGAUAACAUAUGCCGCACUUGGACGCUAUUUGUCGACUGCACAAAGCGGUACACAGAACACUGUUUUGAGGAGAGCAAACGGAAAGUAUUUAACAAAGCCGUUGAAAAUUCUAUCGAAUUGGUCCAUCAAAUGUGCACGUCGCCUCAAUACCAGACAGAAUAUUUGAAGCAUGCUUCGUGUUUACGAACGACGCUGUUUGACGAUUCUCGUUGUGGUAAACAUUAUCGAUCUUUGGCCGGAUUCAUUUCGAAUGAGACCAGUGGACCCAGCAUUUGUUGCACUCACCACAGAUUCCGGGAAUGUGUGCUCGACCAAACACGAAGGACUUGCAACCAAGACGACGAUUCCUUUACACAACAAUUGUUGGAUAAAGCAUUUGGAUUUUUUCGCAACCAGUGUAUAGAUUACGUCCCCAAUCAAGACGAAUGUCCUGGAUAUGAAUAUUACAACGCGAUGACCACUAAUCGAUGGCAAGACGAUAAGGGCAAAGGAUCACCGAGUCCCAACCAGUGGCCUUCGACUAAACGACAGGACGAUUGGAGACCCGAACACAACACCGGUGGCUGGUCAGAUGGUCCGUCGACGGUACACGCGGGCAGCGAGAGGACGAGCCGCGGGCAAACCGUGCAAGCCGCGUCGUUCAGCACGCCGACGUGGCAGGUGUCGGCGGCAGGAGUCGGCGGCGUCGGUGGCGGCGGCGUCUCGCCGUCGGCCCAGCCGCCCACCAAGAAACCGGACGGCAACAGUUUCAUGAGCAACGUGAUCGACGAGCCCAACCAACAGGGCCUGGCCCAGACCGGUGCCGGACCGGCGCCGAACGCGCCCAGCGCCGCGACCCUCGCCGCCGCCCUGGCGCUAUUGGCGCUGGCAAAAGUCGCCACGUAAUAUCGGAAAAAUGUAAACUGUUGACAUUACAU